UCCACCCCCUCCUCCUAUACUGUUACACAUACCAGGCUGUCAUACCAACAGCCAGCAGCCAUGCCUUGAGCAGGCUCUUCCGUGCUCUGACGGCGGUCUUCCUUCACCUAAUGGAGCAUUUGGGCACCAGCUGGCAGACCGCGGGCAUCGCAGCAGCUGAUGCUGACUCUGCCGCAGACGUCGACGGCAGCGACGGGGCAGGGGGGAGGAUGGAGAGGACGGUGCCCAGCGAACACCAGGACAGGACCAGCAACCAGCAGCAGCAAACGUCCUCAGCGCCGUCCGGGGUGCUCGAUAAACUGUUCGGGAAACAACUUCUGCUGGCCAGACACUAUAUCAACUCUCGCAAGUCCUGGUUAAAGAUGGUUCCCACAGAAAACUGUGACAUCCUCAUGACCUUUUCAGAUACAAUAGAUGACCACACUUUGCUGUGGCUCCUGAAUCAAAUUCGUGUUGGAAUCCCACAAGUCAGCAUCCAAGUCCGACAGCAUAAACACACCCGGGCCCAUGCCUUCUUCAUCACAACAACGUAUGAAAACUUACUGCGAGGAGCUGAGCAGAUGGGCAUAUACAAGACUGUAAAGCCACAGUUUGGUGGUGGGAUGCGCCGCUUUUCCUGGGAGGAGAACAAUAUCUAUGAGAACAUAGAGAGCGAGCUCUGCUUCUUCACCUCACAGGAGCGUCAGAGCAUCAUUAAGUACUGGCUGGAUAAUCUGCGUGCCAAACAGGGAGAGAUGCUUCACAACAUCCACUUCUUGGAGGGACAGCCAAUCAUUCCAGAGCUAAUGGCUCGGGGGGUGAUUCAUCAGAUGUUUCCUCUUCAUGAGCAAAGGAUACUCAACCAGCUGAUGACGUCUUGGGUCCAGGCUGUAUGUGAAAGGCAGCCCCUUGAUGACAUCUGUGACUACUUUGGAGUGAAGAUCGGCUUGUAUUUUGCUUGGCUGGGUUUCUACACCAACUCCAUGCUUUACCCUGCUGUCAUUGGCUUUCUUCUCUGGAUACUUGCAGAAGCUGACCAGACCAGCCAGGAUAUCUGCUGCGUGGUUUUUGCCCUCUUCAAUGUCGUUUGGGCAACUUUGUUUCUGGAGCGCUGGAAGCGGCGAGAAGCGGAGCUGGCCUACAGAUGGGGCACUCUGGACACCCCUGCUGAGUCCUUGGAAGAGCCCAGACCCCAGUUCAGGGGUGUGAAGCGCUGGAGUCCCAUAACUGGCUGUGAGGAGUUCUACUACCCUCCCUGGAAGAGAGCUCUGUUCAGAUGGCUGGUCAGCCUGCCGGUCUGCCUCCUCUGUCUUUGCUUCGUCUUCCUCGCCAUGCUCUUCUGUCUCCAGCUGCAGGAAGUGGUGAUGGAGAUUCAGGAGCUGCCUGGUAUUACCAGGUUCAUCCCUAAGAUACUCCUGGCCAUCACUGUAACUGUAUGUGAUGAGGUGUAUAAGAAGAUUGCCUACUGGCUCAAUGACAUGGAGAACUACAGGCUUCAGAGUGCCUAUGAGAACAAUUUGAUCAUCAAGAUGGUUUUUUUUGAAUUCAUCAAUUCUUACCUCAGCCUUUUCUACAUUGGAUUCUACCUCAAGGACAUGGAGCGACUGAAGGAGAUGUUAGCUACUCUGCUGAUUUUCCGCCAGUUCCUGCAAAACAUCAAAGAAGUCCUUCAGCCAUAUCUCUACGAACAAAGCAAGCUUGGUGUCUUCACUCCAAAGAUGUUGUGGGAGCUCCUCCAAGCAAUCAUUCUCAAGUAUGGGCGCCUGGCUCUGGGGAGGGCACAUGCCUCAAUGACAUCCUAUUCAUUUUUGAGUCCCACGUGGAUGUCAAACAGUCACGCAGCAAACUGCAACCAGGAGCUGAGGAGAAGAGGUGAUCUGAAAGCUGGUUUCAGGCUUUCAGAGGAAGAGUGGGACAUGGAUGACAGUGUUAUGAAGCAUCGCAAAGUCAGCUUUACAGAGAAGCUGGACUACAAGAAUGUCAAGACGGAGACCUACGCUGUGGAGGACAGUUUCCUGGAGGACAGUCCAACACUGGUGGAAGAUGGGAUGGAUCCAUCCAGUGUUUUUGACAGUUGUGAUGAGGAUAGUGAUUGUGAAUUGUUGUCUCAGGAGACCAAGGAGACUGUUAGUGUGUCCUCUUCAAAAGAAUUCGACUAUUUCUAUCAGAGAAGAAAGAACGUAGGUGAGGGUAAAGAUGACAAGAAAUCUUGGAUGGAUCCACCAGAAGAACCUAAAACUGUUGCUUUGACCCAGGCUGAGAUUGAGAGUUGUAUGCAGACAUAUGAGGGAACACUUCAGGACUACCAGGAGAUGUUCAUUCAGUUCGGCUACGUGGUGCUCUUCUCUUCUGCCUUUCCCCUUGCAGCCAUGUGUGCUCUUAUCAACAACAUUAUUGAGAUACGAAGUGAUGCCCUGAAGCUCUGCACCGGCCUUCAGAGACCCUUCGGACAGAGAGUGGAGAACAUCGGACAGUGGCAGACUGCAAUGGAGGCCAUGGGCUUAAUAGCCAUAAUAGUUAACUGUUACCUGAUUGGUCAGUGUGGCCAGCUUCAGCGUCUGUUCCCCUGGCUGAGCCCUGAGAUGACCAUCAUCUCCAUUGUCUUACUUGAGCACUUUGCAAUCCUUCUAAAGUACAUCAUCCAUGUCGCCAUCCCUGAUAUCCCUGGCUGGGUGGCAGAUGAGAUGGCCAAGCUAGAGUACCGACGAAGGGAAGCUUUCAAGAAACAUGAGCUGCAGGCACAGCAGCACUUCCAACAGCAGCUCAGGCGCCGGCGGGAAGAGGAGGAGCUUCACCGUCAGGCUCAGCUGCAGGCAGAAGCUCGUCACGAGAGCGACUACCACAAGGCAGAUAUGCAGCACCAGCACCACCACGACAAAGCACAGGGAAGCAAGCCUGGGGACAAGCCCAAAAGACCCAACUCUCUGCUGGGAAAUAACAACGUGAUGAAGCUGAAGCAGAUUAUUCCUCUUCAAGGAAAGUUCUCGUCCGGUACUUCACGGUCACCAGCUCAGUCCCCAACAGGAGGCGAAGCAAAGCUCCCUGGGUUUCUGAAGUUCUUAAAAUCACCUGAGGUGAAAAAAGAGCCAGCAGUGGCAGUAGGAGCAACACCAGGCUCUGCGGUAACGUCUUCAGCCCCCCCUGGUGCCCAGGAAAGGUCACAAUCCCCAAACAGGACAUUUAGUCCAGGAAAGCUGUUCAGUUUCAGCAAAUCAGAGGGUACUGUGGUGUGUGCUAAUGGGACACAGCAGCUGACUCAGGCUGCUAAUUGUCAACCCAACAGGGCUGAUUUAAACACAACCACAGAGGAAAUACCCUCAAAUGAGUCAGAUAAAGGAGAAUCAAGACUACAGACUGAUUUAGAAAACCCAAAGACUUAAUAAAUGAUCAGCCACUGCAAUGUCAUAUUAUAAAGGGAGUAAAAUGUCCAAAUCAUGCACAAUUUAGAGGCACUGAUGCACCCAUGGUUUAGAACCUGUUAAACCACAAGGACCACAUGUAAUGUCAGCAAGUGUUCAGCUUACACUCUUGAUGCAACUUCAUAAAGUGUGGCACUGUCUGUAUGUACACCUAAUUAUCUAACCUCCAUGUAAAAACUGUACAGUAAGUUUCACUGAUUCUGUGGGGGUUCACUAACAUCUGCUUAAAGCUAAAGGACAGGAUGACAACUUGUUCUGAGACAGUACCAGAGCCAGAAAGGGUUAAUGUGGUGGACCUUUGCUUCAGAAUCCAGAACCAGGACACUAGAAAGGCAUUCUGUUUGUCAAAGAACAAAAACAGCAGCUUCCAGGUCCAGGCUGGUUUCUCAAUUUGAUGCCAGUAUUGGAUGCAUGUUUCCAUGUGCAUGCGUGACAUGUUCAUUGUGUUUUUAGUUGCAACGCACGUUCAAAGCCAUGGAUUCUUCUGCAGAAGGUCAGAUAUAGUCACUGUGACCAUGAAAAAAAAAAUCUAUUUUUCAAAUCUUUAAUUUUCUCUUAAUUAAUUUUACUACAUAAAUUAGUGAAUGUAACGCUGAAGCAAAUAAAUGUCACUCAAGUCAA
Molecule: messenger RNA, 4019 nt
Organism: Girardinichthys multiradiatus
Lineage: Eukaryota; Metazoa; Chordata; Actinopteri; Cyprinodontiformes; Goodeidae
Gene: ano8a
Product: anoctamin 8a
Exons: 18
Coding region: 111-3359 (1082 amino acids)
Biological process (GO): chloride transmembrane transport
Cellular component (GO): plasma membrane
Molecular function (GO): chloride channel activity
Source: RefSeq, a predicted model, not a curated record